AUGAAGUGCUUCAAGCCCUUGAACCGGGCAUUUCAAACAGCCACUACCUACCCCGUGCUUUCACAUCCCCUUCGCAGCACCUGCUACCUCCAACCACAGAAACUACCUCAAAAAGAGGAUCCCAUCCUCGAAAGGUGUAUCCUAAAUCCUGAACGUGCAGAAACUUGCCAAUCCGGCACGGACGACGAAGUUGGACGUCACAAAACCCCAUACGACCCGUCCAAAACAGCACCCGAGAAGGAGCACCUCGCGCUAGAGGAAGAAUACAGACUGGAAGGGGAUACCAUCCACGAUCCGCUUUUUGUCAGUCCGGCAAAUAGGGAUGUCAGUCAACCUGUGGAUCCGAUGGCUGGGGUUCAUGGUUUGCAACACUUGAGGAGUGUUAAGGGCUGGACUAGAAAGCAGAAGAAGGCGCUUCUGAGGACGGCACCGUACGAGAUGAGGAAAUACGAGAAUGUAUUUUCUGAAAUCAGGAAGCCUCAUCAAAAGGUGUCCUUUCUAGGUUGA
This is a messenger RNA of Penicillium griseofulvum, 507 nucleotides long. RefSeq lists its product as uncharacterized. Bases 1 to 507 code for a protein of 168 amino acids. The record is from RefSeq and is a predicted model, not a curated record. NCBI's taxonomy places the organism in Eukaryota, Fungi, Ascomycota, Eurotiomycetes, Eurotiales, Aspergillaceae. The transcript has a single exon.